AUGUCAGCGAAUGGCUAUCUCAAAGGCCAAAUCACGAAGGCUGCAAAUGCCUUACGAGCGAAAAUCUCAUCGGUCGAGCAAGAAUUGGAUGGAUCUGCUCCGGAUGCAAAGGUUUGCGGAGAUACCAUACUACUUCAGAAGAAAUUUAAACUUCAAGAAGCAGUAAUGAGUCUUAAAUAUUUGAUGAAGUCUCUGAAAGAUAAUUGGAAGCGCGCUGAAAACCACGCUGCCACCAAAACUGAUAGUGAUGAACAGUACACCCUCUUGCAGGAGUUCACAGACCAUUGGGACGCCAACGGUUCGGAUGAACUCUUGAUAAGAGGUGAACUUUCGGUUUCUCUAUUAGAAACAAUAAUUUCUACCCUCAGUACUUCACAGGAAAAAGAGACAGAGCACGCAGAACAUAGCAAGGCCAAAGAUCUGAUCGCUUCUGUUCGCUUAUCUCCGGAGAACUAUCAAGAGGCAAUAGAUCUUCUGCUCAGUACCUACAAUCGUCCACAAGUUCUGCGAAACAGACUAGUCGAAGAGCUGGAAAUGUUACCUCCCGCAGAUAGUACUCCAACCGAUCAACGUAGUACACUUUGUAAAAUAAAGGCCAUAUGGGUCCAGCUGAAGAAUCUGAAAGAACAACCAGGAUCUACUACAACAAUGCGCAUAAUUCGUUCUAAAUUCCCACAAAAAACCAGAGAAAAGGUAGGAGAAAUGAGGCAAAAGAACGAUGAGUGGACCGCAGAAGAAUUGAUACUCGCCUUCGAUCAAGUCAUCGAUCGACUGGAGAUUAUGGAGGACAAUGAUCCACUGCUGUCUGCCUCACAAUCGUCCACGAUCAAUAAUGUAUGGGCAGGCUCACACUCUUCCAAGAAUGCGAAAAUAAGAGAACACACAAAAGGGCGAAGAGUUAGCCCAUAUAGGCCGCUUCAUUCCACUGGUAGUUCACAUAAGUCACGGGAACUUUCUCGGUGUGCCUUCUGCGUACGCACAGGUCAUAGCGCCUACGAUUGUAACGAAGUCCUAUCCCCAUACGCAAGACGAAAAAUGACAGCGGAACUGAAUCUGUGCUGGAAAUGUCUUAAAAGUGGUCAUCGUAGUUCACAAUGCAACGCUCAGCCAUGUCUGAAAUGCGGCAGAGCACACAAUAGCGCUCUUUGCUACGUCAAUAGUAGAUCGCGUAGUAGCAGUAGAUCCAACAGCCCAAGACAACGUCAGCCAUACAGGAGAAGUUCUACAGACAGCUAUUCGUCUAGUUCAGGUUUCAGGAAUAGAUCCAGGACGGUCUCUCGAUCACCAAGUCCUAACUACAGAGAGAAAGCCUUUCAAAGAAAUAAUAAGACAAAUAGGAAAGGAUCACCACACCCCAAAGUUGGGUUCAAGAAUCUUCCGACUAGUCACAUCUACUCCACUCCAUCGUACACAACGCACGAAGAUACCCAGGAAGUGGAGUAUACUGCAAACCACUCAGACCUACAAGAAGAUGAUCACUCAGAAGAUGACUUGUUCCUUGUGAACGCAGUCCAGACAAUGAAAGCAUCCUCGCACAUGUCAUCAGAUCAUAACAUACCACAACUUGCUGCAUGUAAAGUAGCCAGUUUGGCAAAUCCCCCUCGCCUUAUGAUAAUAAAGGCAAGUACACGCAAUUACAACAACGACUCCGACCAGCUAGUGACCGUAUUAUUGGAUAGCGGUUCACAGCAUAGUUACAUCAAGCGAAAUGUCGCUCAAGAUCUAGGGUUACAAUUCACAUGCCCCCAAGAAAUAACUACAAUGACAUUCGGAGGACAUGCGCAAACCGAAACAUCUUACCGCGUGAACGUUGUACUUCAAAACAUCCGAAAUGGCAACUCAACACCUCUCCACUUGUGGACCCGCAAUUUCAUAACAACUGUUUCCACAGAUGGAGAUGAAGAGAAAAGACGCAAACACUUCAGAAGCAAAGUCGAAGUAGACAUUUUAAUCGGAAUGGAUUAUUACUGGGACCUGGUCGACUUCAAAUUCAAUCGUCGGCUUCCUUCCGGACUGGUGGAAUGUCGAACAAAACUUGGACCCGUACUGUCAGGUUACUCGCCAUCACCAUCAUCUACAGUUCAUUCUGCUCUCGGACGUCCUAAGGAUGAACAAGAUUCAAACAGAGAGACUGAAAAGAUAGUACAACAUCUUUUUGGUCUAGAAAUGGCUGGUAUGAAAGAAGACAAUGAGGACGCGGAUAACGAAGUGAUAAAGCGGUAUCGUGACACAGGGAUGAAUGGAUUCUCCAAAGAUAUUCCAAGGUUUAUUGGCAAGUCGAAAGAAGCCAAGUAUGAGCUAAUAGUAUUUUCUGAUGCUUCUCAGAGGGUUUACGCAGCUGUCACAUACUUAGUAUGCAGACAGAAUGGUGAAAACCCUGUGAGCAACAUCAUAUUCUCGAAAACUAAAUUGACAAUUCCUAAAAAAGCAACCAUUCCAAGGCUAGAGCUUUUGGCACUGGUACUUGCAGUGAAAUCAAUACGAUUUCUUCUCAAAGAACUAAAGAUCCCAAUUAGUUCAAUCCAAAUACUGUCCGAUUCCCAAAUAGCCUUGUAUUGGAUUCAGUCUAAAAAACCAUUGAAAACGUUCGUUCAUAACAGAGUGUCAUACAUAAGGAAAGUGCUAGACGAGUUCGAAGAGAGCAAAAUCCCAAGCCACUUACAUUACGUCAACUCUGAGCACAAUCCUGCCGACGCUGCGACGAGAGGUUUGACAGCUUCAGAAUUAGUACAACAUAUGUGGUGGCAUGGCCCAAGGUUUGUCACCAGACCGUGCAACGAGUGGCCCGAAGCAAACUCCGUACAAGAUUUUCACUCACCACUCCCUGAAGAAGCGGAAAAGGAAUUUAAGCUCGUUCAUACAGUUACUACAGAAGGUUACGAAUCGUUCAUACCAUUCAACAGAACCAAUUCGUACACCAAAUUAGUUCGUAUAACAGCUCACGUACUCAAAUAUACUAGGAUACUUAAGUCUCGAGCAGCAUCGGAAAGAAAAACUAGCCCGUCGAUCAAUAGAAACGCGAAUACAGCAAACAAAAUAGUAGCCAUCACUUCGGACGACAUGCGAGAUGCUGAGCUCCUCAUACUGCGUGAGCAUUAUCGUGAAGGAGCACUUCAACUGCACAGCCGCAUACUGAACCGCCUCAGAGUAACCCAGGACGAAAACGGAAUCUAUCGAUGCAACGUCAGAAUGGGUAAUGCUCAAUUAGACUCAUCGGCUAAGAAUCCAAUUCUUCUCCUAUCAAAUCAUCGCCUAUCAAGAAUGAUUGUGGAGCAUUUCCACCAAAAGCUAUUUCACGCCGGAUCAUCUCACCUAGUUUCGGCAUUGAGGAAUCACUAUUUCAUUCCUAAAAUCCGUCGUUUAGUCAACAGCCUGGCUUUGAAAAAAGCAGUCCACACAAAGAGCAUGACUUUAUGGCAUUUGCAAACUCUCAUUUCCGAAAUAGAAGCCACGCUCAAUACGCGACCGAUAACUCCUGUCAUAACCAACUCCAACGAUGAACCGCUAGCAUUACGUCCUAUAGACCUAAUAUGCCCGCAAUUCACUUUAGCAAAUGUCACAGAUUCUAAUUCAGUCAAUCAUGCAAUCAAUCGUCUGAAUAUUUCCGAUUCACAUGCUCACCUAAUCAGUCACUACACCAUCCUACGGGACAUGCUGGAUCAAUUCUGGAAUUCUUGGCACAGAGACUACCUCCAUGCACUUGCCGAGAAAGCCCAAUACAAGGCAGUUCCUAGACAAGGGAGUAAAAGUAGACCUAAAGUCGGGGAUGUCGUGCUGAUCAAACAAGAAAACAUAAACAGAUCUGCAUGGCCACUUGCAAUAAUAACCCAACUUCAUAGUUCAUCAGAUGGUUCGGUCAGAUCCGUUACACUAAAAACGGGGGCUAAUAAAACCCUCGAGCGUUCAAUUAAUCAGCUCGUUCCCCUAGAAGUUAAUGCUGAAAACGGACGCGAAUUGCAAAACAAUAGUACAACACCGCUUAGAUUACAACCCCCAAGAGCGGCUAAAACAAGAAUACUUCAUUAG
Messenger RNA from Ostertagia ostertagi, 4026 nucleotides. The record is from the annotation of a GenBank genome assembly. NCBI's taxonomy places the organism in Eukaryota, Metazoa, Nematoda, Chromadorea, Rhabditida, Trichostrongylidae.